Molecule: messenger RNA, 2429 nt
Organism: Pseudonaja textilis
Lineage: Eukaryota; Metazoa; Chordata; Lepidosauria; Squamata; Elapidae
Gene: EFEMP2
Product: EGF-like fibulin extracellular matrix protein 2
Molecular function (GO): calcium ion binding
Source: RefSeq, a predicted model, not a curated record
CUCCCAGGGCACACCCGCCCGUCACUUCUCUCUCUCUGCUCCGCAUCCGGCCAGAAUUGGGGGGUGUUUGCCUGGAGACGUGUGAAGAAGGGGUGCCAGAGACCGUGCCAAGCGCUUGUCAAGGGGUGUGAAAAUGAAGUUGAUUUCCUGCAUCUUCCUGGCCACCCUGCUGAAAGCUGCAUUCCCCCAAGAGGACCCCAAUACUUACACGGAAUGCACUGACGGCUAUCAGUGGGACGCCGAAACUCAGCACUGCAAAGAUAUCAACGAAUGCGAGACCAUCCACCACGCCUGCAAAGGGGAGAUGAAAUGCAUCAACCAUUACGGGGGCUACCUGUGCCUUCCGCGGUCCGCCUCGGUCAUCAACGAUGUCAACGCUGAACGAGCCCCUCUUGACAGCCCCCCCAGGCCGAGACCUCGCCCACCGGUCCAGCCCUCCAGUCAUCCUCACACUUGCUCCCAGGGCUACGAGCCUGACCACUAUGGAUCGUGCGUGGACGUGGACGAGUGUGAAUAUGAUUUGCACGACUGCCAGCCCAGCCAGCAGUGUAUCAACACCAUCGGUAGUUUCCACUGCCAGUGCCCGGAGGGCUACCGGAAGAUCGGCACGGAGUGUGUAGACAUCGACGAAUGCCGCUACCGCUAUUGUCAACACCGUUGUGUCAAUUCCCCAGGAUCUUUCACCUGUCAGUGUGAAUCGGGAUUUCAGCUCGCCAGUAACAACCGCUCAUGUGUCGAUGUGAACGAGUGCGAGAUGGGAGCCCCUUGCAAGCAACGGUGCUUCAACACCUACGGAACUUUCAUCUGCCGUUGCAACCAAGGAUAUGAGCUAGACCACAAUGGCUUUACCUGCAAAGACGUGGACGAAUGCAGCUAUUCAAACUACUUGUGCCAAUACCAGUGUGUGAACGAACCCGGCCACUUCUCCUGCAUUUGUCCUCAAGGUUACAACCUCGUGAGCACCCGGCUUUGCCAAGACAUUAACGAAUGCGAGACAGACAGCCAUCAGUGCACGGAGUCCCAGAACUGUGUGAACUUUCACGGAGGGUAUCGGUGUGUGGAGAAGAAACUCUGCCAAGAGCCUUACAUCCAUGUCUCUGAAAACCGCUGUCUGUGCCCGACCACGAACCCCCUUUGCCAUGAUAAACCUUCCUCCGUUAUCUACCGGUAUAUGAGCAUCUUGGCCGAUCGGCCAGUGCCCUCAGACAUUUUCCAAAUUCAAGCCACCACCUUCUAUCCAGGAGCCUACAACACCUUCCAGAUCCGUUCAGGCAACGAGGAUGGAGAAUUUUAUAUCCGGCAAAUCAGCAACAUCAGUGCCAUGUUGGUCCUGUCGCGGGCCGUGGUGGGUCCCCGGGAGUUUGUCCUGGAUUUAGAGAUGGUCACCGUCAAUAACUUGAUGAGCUACCAGGCCAGCUCGGUGCUCCGCCUCACCGUCUUCGUGGGGGCUCACCCGUUCUAGUGGGGGGGGCAGAUCUCCUCUCCCCCCUUACCUGGCGUGGCAAGGAAAAAGGGGAAACGUCUGUCCAAGAUGGAGAAACAAUGAAGACAAACCGAGGGACACACAACUCUACAGGUGUGAAAAAUGGAGUCCGAUGCCCUCCAUGGACUUCCCCACCAACCGCCCAUCAGAAUCACCGAUGGCCAAGCCUGGACAGGCCCCGUAGAACCAUAGCUUAAAAAGACUUUGGACCCAAUCCAUCCUUUCUUAGCAUCGUCCCUUGACCCGUAACGCUGGCCAAUAACGCAACCUUUCUCUCCUAAUUCCCCAGGGAAGAGCAACUUGGGAAUGGGAUCAAAGAACCCAUCCCUGCCCUUGGGAUGGAGGGAGGACAUUGGAACAAUUUCAGUAGAAUUCCAUUUUUAUUUCUCUGGUUGGAAGAGAAAACGAGAGAAAGAGAGAGAGAAAGAGAAAAAAAAACCAAACCAAGACCAAUGAGGUUUAGUAAAAAGUUUGUUUUCUGGAAAAAGGAAAGACUGCAAAGGAGGGAAUUUGUGGUGUCCGUGUUGCUUGACUGGUUUGGGGAAAAUGGGAGCAGGGUGAAGUGAACGGAAAAAUCAGCUCAGGUUUAGGGUGAGCUGUGGAAAGAGUGGCUUUACUCAAAGAGCAAUUGUAGACCGGGUGGCUUUUGCAAAAGUUUUGAGUAAAGUUAUCUGUGUUUUAGGGGAGGGGAAGAGUAGAAAAGCAUACCAGGAGGGGGACUUAGCCAGGUUGGUCUCGCUCGACUUGGGAGCUCAGUAGGAUGCGACGCUGCUAGAGAUGAUCAGAAGGAGGUUUCAUUCAACCGUGGCAACUUUACACAUUGUGGACUUCAUGGCUGGUUGGGGAGUUCUGGGAGCUGAAGUCCUCAAGGCUUAAAGGUUGCCUUUGGCUAAAGUUUCUCAACCUUGGUAGCUUCAACUCCCAGAAUCCCCUAGCCAUCCUGCUU